Molecule: messenger RNA, 874 nt
Organism: Grus americana (Whooping crane)
Lineage: Eukaryota; Metazoa; Chordata; Aves; Gruiformes; Gruidae
Product: chymotrypsinogen 2-like
Exons: 7
Coding region: 35-844 (269 amino acids)
Biological process (GO): proteolysis
Molecular function (GO): serine-type endopeptidase activity
Source: RefSeq, a predicted model, not a curated record
GAGCCCCAGGCAGGGUCUGUCCUCACGAGCGGCAAUGGCUCUGCUGUGGCUGCUGAGCUGCCUGGCGCUGGCGGGCUCUGCCCAUGUCGCCCUCGCCGUAGACAGCUGUGGGGUGCCCGCCAUCGCACCCGUCAUCCACGGCUACGCCCGCAUCGUCAACGGGGAGCCGGCGGUGCCGGGGUCCUGGCCAUGGCAGGUGUCCCUCCAGCGCUACAACGGCUUCCACUUCUGCGGCGGGUCACUGAUCAGCGAGAACUGGGUGGUCACCGCCGCCCACUGCGGCGUCAGGACCACCGACACCGUGGUGGUGGGUGCGUACGACCAGGACUCGCCCUCCUCUGAUCAGCAGAAGCUGUCCAUCGAGAAGGUCUUCAAGAACCCCAAGUUCAACAUGCUGACCGUCCGCGACGACAUCACCCUGCUGAAACUGGCCACCCCCGCGCGUCUGUCGGCCCGCGUGUCCCCCGUCUGCCUGCCCCAGGAAACUGAUGACUUCCCGGGGGGCUUGACCUGUGUCACCACUGGCUGGGGGCUCACUGACCCCAACGCCUCGGACACGCCGGCGGUGCUGCAGCAGGUGGCCCUGCCCCUGCUCACCAACGCGCAGUGCAAGGAGUACUGGGGGUACCGCAUCGCCGACGUGAUGGUGUGCGCCGGCGCCGACGGUGCCUCUUCCUGCAUGGGCGACUCCGGGGGCCCGCUGGUGUGCCAGAAGGACGGCGCCUGGACCCUGGUGGGCAUCGUCUCCUGGGGCAGCAGCACGUGCGACCCCAGCGUGCCCGGCGUCUACGCCCGCGUCACCAAGCUCCGCAGCUGGAUCAACUCCAUCCUGGCGGCCAACUGAGGCCGGCAAUAAACGCUGCCACCACCCCCA